AUGUGGCGGUAUGCUGCACCAUACAGCUGGGUGAAGGUCGUCGAGGCUUGUUUGUCUCCUCCUAUCAACGGAAUUACCACGGCUCUUGUCUGUGGAGCCGGCCUGAUCAUGGGCAUGACAGUACUUGUGGAAACUGUGACUGCUACGUGUCGUAUGCGAGCGGCACUUGAUCGUUGUGGUGCUCAUACUGCUGUUGUUUAUUUUCGUAAGCAUCUGCACUUUCCUGCUUUGGAGCAUGUUCUCCAGUUGGGAGGAUGA
This is a messenger RNA of Peronospora belbahrii, 258 nucleotides long. NCBI's taxonomy places the organism in Eukaryota, Oomycota, Peronosporomycetes, Peronosporales, Peronosporaceae. The record is from the annotation of a GenBank genome assembly.